GCUACAUCAAGUCCCACCACCAGGUUCCCACCUCAGUCACUCACCAGACGUCCAGGUGACUACACGCGCACUCCACCUCCUACCUCCUCUCGCUAAAUAUAAAUCAAAGCAGGAUGACCCGGGAAGAUGACAUGAAGGCAGCAGCCAAAGCGGCGGCUCGUGAAGCGGAAACACCCAUGGAGAAGCUACAGUCUCUCUUGCUGGCACGCGGCUACAGCGGCAUUAUGCGCUUCGGCAGGAUGUUCCGUAUCGCUGAUGAAGACGGGAGCCGGACGCUGAACCAAGACGAGCUGUGUGAGGCCGUUCACAACUUCGGACUUCGCCUUUCAGACGAGGAGGUGGGCGAGAUCUUCUCUGCCAUGGACGAGGAUGGCACUGGCUCCAUCAAUUAUGAGGAGUUCCUCGAUAAGCUCAGGCCUGAGAUGACGGAAGAACGUAAGGCUGUGGUGGAGGAAGCCUACGGCGUGCUAGACGAAUCUGGUGACGGCGAAGUCACCCUUGAGGACCUCAAGGGAAAAUACGAUGCCUCAGGACACCCCAGCGUCGUGUCUGGAGAAGCCACAGAGGAGGACAUCCUCCUUAAGUUUCUGGGCCGGUUCGAGGGAAAUACCAAGGAAGAUGGGAAGCUUACCAAAGAAGAGUUCCUCGACUACUACUCCGGUAUCAGUAAGUCCAUAGACGAUGACGACUACUUCAUCGAGGUGAUCAAGAAAUCAUGGAAACUGUAAAAAUUGGUGUUAUGGUCCUGAAACGGUGAGCUGCUACCGACACAGCGUAAGAACAGCAGUGGCUUUUUCUGAUGCCUGAGGUCUAUUGGUCAACAGCAGGUCAACAUCGUAUGGCUGCUGAGAGUGUCAGUACCGCGGGGUCUUUAAUGAUCAUUAUCCUAGAGCUUGUGUAACACACUGUCGAGUUCUUUGGAAACAAAAAUUGAGAAAAGAAUCAUGGUUUAUUGAAGAUUUUUGUAAGUGGAAAAAUGAAAUUUCACAGACGAGUAAAGAAUAGUUUAUCAUAUAACAGAAGCUAUGAGAAUUAAAUGGGAGCUAAAUCACCGAAAGUCAUAUAGAGAUCGUGGAAUGCCAGGUGCUGUAAUUUGGUGACCAUUAAUGAUAUUAAUAUUGCGAAAUUCGAAAACAAAUGAGAGGUACAUGAGGAUUCUUGAAACGGUACUGUCAUGCUCAUAAAUUGAGAAGAAAAUUGGAAACUACAAAUUACCUACAAUAGUCAGAAAAUCGUGGCAAACGGUUAUAGAAGGGAAAAAUAGCAAUAGGCUUUUGGAGACAGGGAUGUAAAUGAAUUCCAUAGCUUGAGUUAUUGGAAUGCCUCAUGCAUGUCCCGUAAUCUACUUAACCUUUAUUAAUAAAUCGGAAUGCACGUGGUUGGACAAGCAGCCAUUAUAUGAUUCAUGCACCUCCCAUGCACGCAGUUAUUUAACUCUUCACAAAUAAAUGUUCUGUGUUCACUCGGUACUUAGUAAUGGUGCUUUCUGUAUUUAAAGCCAUAAGACUUCCGUAACCUGGCACAACAGUCAUCCAAACACCGCA
This is a messenger RNA of Procambarus clarkii (red swamp crayfish), 1544 nucleotides long. RefSeq names its product crustacean calcium-binding protein 23. NCBI's taxonomy places the organism in Eukaryota, Metazoa, Arthropoda, Malacostraca, Decapoda, Cambaridae. Gene Ontology annotation, molecular function: calcium ion binding. The record is from RefSeq and is a predicted model, not a curated record.